Messenger RNA from Acanthoscelides obtectus, 2514 nucleotides. The record is from the annotation of a GenBank genome assembly. NCBI's taxonomy places the organism in Eukaryota, Metazoa, Arthropoda, Insecta, Coleoptera, Chrysomelidae.
CUUUGACGUUCCACUGAGGUUUUGACAUUAGGUAAAACUUGUGGGUACUGUGUAAAACUAUUUUUUUAUUCAAAUAUUGAAUUUUGUAUGAUAUGAAAACGCCCACACGUAUGAUCUACAUUUUUAAAUAGAAUUGCAACUUAAUGCCCGUUAAAGAUCCGUGCAAAGCAUUUGCAUGUAGGAUUCAAGCUUGUUUAAAAGGAAGGGAUUUUCAAGAGCCGGCUUGCCAGGACGUUAUAGAGGACAUGCGAGAAUGCUGUAGAAAGUGGAAGGAUAAAAGUUUCGUUUGCAACGGUAUGAACAUCACCCCUGCUGAGGAGAAAAAGAAAGACUAGUAAAUACAGUAUAUUAUGAAUCAAGCGCGUGGUAAAAGAAACCGUGGCCUUAUCUACAAAUAUCCUCGUACUUUUGUGAUCGGGUCAACGAUCGCUGCUUUGCUAGCGUUAUUCUCUAGGCCGAUCUACGACGUGUUCUUCAGUAAAGAGCCCAUCGACUACGAAAAGGUGCUAGCAGAGCACAGGGCACAAAAAGCCAAGAGACAUGGAGUCCGUAAAGAAAGCAAAGCAGAGGUACAAGCAGUACCCCCUACUUCUAGCUAAAUGUGGGAAGGAAGCAUCUGUGUAUGGCCAAUGUGUUUUGAAAAAAGACAAUUUGAAAUUAAACGACUGUAUUGAGGAAUUCACAAAGUUCAAAGGGUGUUUGCAACAAGCUGCUAAAGCAUUGAACACUAGAAUAUAAAAUAUUUAAAAAUGUCUCUUUAUGACUCGUUUGUAAAUAUCAAUUAUAAAUUUCAUCUCUCCUUUUCACUCAUAGUUAGGAUCUUAUUAAUCAUAUAUGGAAACUAUCAUGAUAGCAUUUCAGAAGUUAAAUAUACCGACAUUGAUUACAAAGUGUUUACAGAUGCAGCUAGACACGUUGCAUUCGGUGGUUCUCCUUAUGACCGAUCUACUUACCGUUAUAGCCCGAUAAUUGCUUUACUGUUAAUUCCAAAUAUUACGAUCCAUCCUAGUUAUGGGAAACUGCUUUUUUCACUGAUUGAUAUUUUAGUAGCAUUGCUAAUUCGUGCUAUUGUAAAAAACAGUCUGAAAAACUACGAAUCUUACAGUCAAAAAGAUGCGUCUAAUAAGAAUGUACAACAAAUCAAAACUGAAACUUCAGAAACCAGAAAGAAAAAGAAAAAACGUCAGUCUAAUAAACAACAGUUGAAUAUGAGUAAGAGACAGCUAGAGAGUAAAAACGAUGUAGAUCAUAUCGCUGAUUUGUGUAUGACAGCAUGGUUGUAUAACCCUUUAACUAUUGCGAUAAGUACAAGGGGUAACAGUGACUCACUAGCUGUAUUUUUAGUUUUGCUCACUUUGUAUUUCAUUCAAUGCAAGCAUUAUCCAUUUCUGGCAGGGAUUGUACAUGGUAUAUCCAUCCAUUUUAGAUUGUAUCCAAUCAUCUACAGUCUGACUUAUUUCAUGUACUUUAGCAAAUAUUCUUUCUAUACAACGGAGGAUAGAAGAAUAAAAAAGAAAAAUCUCAAUGCUGUUACAAAUGAGAAAGUGAGAAAACAAUUAAAGAAUGUAGAAAAUACUAUUGUAGAAAGCUCAUCCCUUGGUGGGCACAAAAUGAUGCCAGUGCAUGAUGUUGACGAGAAAAAAACAAUUUUUAAACUGAAAUAUCUGUUUUACGUCAUUCCUAACUUUGAUCAGCUAAAAUUAAUCUCAGGUUGUCUGCUGUCACUAGGCUGUUUUACUGUAAUGUUUUAUAAGAUGUAUGGCUAUAAGUUUUUGUAUGAAACUUACAUUUACCAUUUUGUGAGAAAGGAUCCUAAGCACAAUUUUUCCUUGUAUUUUUAUCUUCAAUAUCUGACAGCUUGGGUGAAGAAUAUCGGUAUGUGGCAAAAGGUUCUAAUGCUGCUACCUCAGCUAGUGCUGAUACUGGUGUUUUCCGUGAGAUACGGUCUCAACAAGAUAUCUUUGAAUUUCUCCAUCCUGACACAAACCAUCGUGUUUGUGAUAUACAACAGCGUGCUCACCUCGCAAUACUUUGUGUGGAUAAUGGCUGUGUUACCGUUAUGCCUUUGGCAAAUCAAAAUGUCCAGGAAUUCAGCAUUGUUUUUGAUGACGAUCUGGUUCGUAGCUCAGGCAGUUUGGCUUCUGCCAGCUUAUUUGCUCGAGUUCCAGGGCCAGAAUACCUUCCUUUUCAUUUGGAUACAGAGCGUGUCGUUUUUCUGUGCCAAUAUUGCUAUCUUGGGUAGGCUGAUCACGUAUUUUAUGCCAGUGAAAGGGAAAAUGGGAUGAGACGUAGUAUGUGUUUUGUAGUUUGAAGUAGGUGUGAUAAAAUUUGUACCAUUUGUAUUGUUGUAUUUGAAAUAAAUGUGGUGAAAAAAUGUGCUUUAUUUGACAUUCAGUCUACCAGCAUUCUCAAUAUGACCAUCAAAACGACUUAAAUGGAUUUAGGUAGCAAUGAUCUUUUUAUUCAUAUAAAACAUAAUUAUAAAGAGCAACUUUUGUACAUUGAAAAUAGCGA